Messenger RNA from Papaver somniferum (opium poppy), 4107 nucleotides. RefSeq lists its product as uncharacterized. Lineage: Eukaryota; Viridiplantae; Streptophyta; Magnoliopsida; Ranunculales; Papaveraceae. The transcript has a single exon. The coding region runs from base 1 to 4107 and encodes 1368 amino acids. Gene Ontology annotation, molecular function: nucleic acid binding; RNA-DNA hybrid ribonuclease activity. The record is from RefSeq and is a predicted model, not a curated record.
AUGCGUGUGUUCUUUUGGAAUGCUCAAGGCUUAGCCAAAGAUGGUGCAAAGGCCAAGCUAAAAGAGCUCCAAAAUUUGCACUCCCCUGACAUCAUUUGUCUCGCUGAAACGCAAGUUUUUUGCACAGUUCGAUAUGUCAAAUCCUUAAGGUUGGUUGGAUUCUGUGAGGACGUCAUCACAAAUGAGGUGGUUGGUACCAAAGGUAAUAUCUGGAUCUUGUGGAGAAACACUCUCCCAAAACCGACGGUGAUUUCUUCUUCCAAGCAAGCCAUAACUAUUGAUGUGGAUGGGAAUUUUAUCACUGCUGUGCAUGCUUCUUUCAACGCUGUUUCAAGAAAAAUGCUCUGGAGUCAGCUAGGUUUAGGCUCCAUAUCUAUUCCUUGGCUGGUGGUGGGGGACUUCAACUGUGUUCUGCGCCUUGAAGAGAAAAAAGGCGGUAUCCCGAAUAAAGAAGUUUACAUGAUCGAUUUCAGGAACUGGAUAUCUGACAAUGGACUGGUUGAGGCUGAUGCAAUAGGCAAGAAAUACACCUGGUCCAAUUGUCAGAAAGGAAGACGUCGCAUUGUCUCUAAGCAUGAUAGAGCUCUGGUGAAUAAUGCUUGGCAUUACAAAUUUGCCAACUGGAGAUGCAAAGCCCUCCCAAGGAUUUGUUCUGACCACUCCCCCCUCAUUGGGUUUGAUUUUCACAGCUCGAGACCGGUUAGAGCUCCCUUUAGAUUCCAAAAGAUGUGGCAAUCGCAUCCGAGUUUCUUAAACAUGGUGGAGAAUAAUUGGAAUCAAAAUAUGGCUGGUGCUCCCCCUUUCGUGUUCAACGGCAAGCUAAAAAGACUUAAAGAUGCUCUAAAAGCCUGGAACAGACUUGUCUUUGGAGAUGUUCACUACAGACUGAAGCAAGCUGAGCUCAGGCUGGAUUCUGAAGCUGAUCUUCUUGAUUUCGACCCAGCGGAUGAAGUCCAAUUCACUAGAGUGGAAGAUGCUCGGAAGGCUGCAGACGAUGUGAGAUUGGAGCUAGCCAGUAUGCUGAGAAUGAAAUCAAGAAUCUCUUGGCUAGAAGAAGGGGAUCAAAAUACUCGUUUUUUCCACAAUUCCAUCAGAUUGAGAAGGGGCCAAAACACCAUCUCAGAGCUCAAGAUCUCUUCUAACUCUACUUUGACUGUGCAGGAGGACAUUAGAGACUUCAUCAUUGAUCACUACAAGGAGAAAUUUAAUGGUGGCAAUGUCAACAUAAAUCCUUCUCUGUUUGAUUACCCGCAUGCCAGCAUUUCUACCUCGGAGAGUGCCUCUAUGGAUGCUGUGCCCUCCUUGGAAGACAUAAAAGAAGCGGUCUUCGAUUUGGGAGCAGACUCAGCUCCAGGGCCGGAUGGUUUUCCAGGUUCUUUCUAUAGACAUUGCUGGAACAUUAUCUCUGAAGACCUUUACAAAGCCAUAGUGAAUUGCUGGGAAAUGAGAAUGAUUCCAAAAGGCAUUAACUCGAGUUUUAUGGUGCUCAUCCCAAAGAACAAGAAAUCUGAUGCUAUCAAGGACUACCGCCCCAUUGGCCUGAGCAACUUCUUCUUCAAAAUCAUCACAAAGAUAAUGGCUACAAGGCUUGGCUCUGUUCUAGAUGAUUUGGUUUCAGAAGAGCAGGUAGCCUUUAUGAAAGGAAGGAACAUUCAUGAAAACAUAGCCCUCGCGUCUGAACUAAUCAAUGAGCUCAAUUCGGAUAGGAAGUAUGGCAAUGUUGGUAUCAAGCUUGAUAUAGCCCAAGCUUUUGACACAGUAAGUUGGGAUUUCAUUAUUGAGGUUUUUCGGCAGUAUGGAUUCUCUGAAACCUGGUGCACUUGGAUUCGUAGCAUUCUUGAUUCGGCUCGUAUCUCCAUCCUGAUCAAUGGCAGCCCUGAAGGCUUUUUCAGCAUCUCGAGGGGUCUUCGUCAAGGGGAUCCUCUCUCCCCCUUGAUCUUUGUUCUUAUUGAGGAUGUCCUAAGUCGAAAUUUGUCUAAACUCUUUGCUCGUCGUAGUAUGCAUUGGAUGGUCAGUAAGAAGGGGGUUGCUCCUACCCAUUUGCUCUUUGCAGAUGAUAUCCUUGUCUUCUGCAGGGGUAAUUGGCAAAGCCUUCGGAAUCUGGUUGAUAUUUUGAACAUUUACAAGAUGGCUUCUGGCCAAUGUGUGAAUUUUGCCAAGAGCAAAUUCUAUUAUGGAGGAGGUUCGGCCUCAAGGGCUAUAGCAAUCUCCAAUUUUCUGGGCAUGGAAAGAGCUCAUUUUCCCGAUAGAUACCUGGGCAUAAACUUGAAGCCAGGCAUAGUUCGGCACAUCCACAUCCGUCAGGUGGUGGAGAAGAUUAUGGACAAAUUAGCGGGGUGGAAAGGUCAGCUUCUGUCUUUUCAGGCUAGGCUGGUGUUAAUCAAGUCAGUAAUCUCGAGCUAUGUUACCCAUUCCAUGGCCGUUUAUAAAUGGCCUUGCACUGCCAUCAAACGAGUUGAGAGAGCCAUCAGAAAUUUCCUUUGGUCAGGAGAUGCGGAUAAGCGUAAGUACUUCACUGUUCUUUUUGAAAGCCUUUGCUGUCCCAAAAGGGAGGGAGGCCUAGGCCUCAAGAAACUUUUGGACGUUAACAAGGCUAUGUUGAUGAAGCUUUGGGUCUCCAUAAGGGAUUCAGACAAGAUUUGGGCUCGUUUCCUGAGAGCCAAAUUUUUCAAAAACAAUGGCAACCUGAUCGACUACAAGCUGGGCUCUUCUGUUUUUCCGGGCAUCAAACUCGUCUUCAAAUUUGUGCAAAAACACACAAGAUCUAUCAUAGGAAAUGGCGAGAAUACUUCUUUAUUCUUUGACAACUGGUGUGGGGACUUCUCGAUUGCUGGGAAGCUGGGCCUCUCCUCCAAAGGUCCUAAAGAUUUCCAAGCAAAGGUUAGUGACAUUACUGAGGAUGGGUCUUGGGUAAUUCCUCCCUCAACGAGGAGUCUAAUGGUUCUUUGUGGCAUUGAUAUGGAGAAGCUUCCAAUCAUUCCUGGAGGGGAAGACUACCGAAUCUGGGACUUGGACAAGAAGGGAGUUUUCUCGGUCAAAUCUGCCAAGGCUGCAAUAAAAGCGUCAGGGGAAAUCCAGCCAGCAGCGAUCCUUUUUAACAGAAAGACGGUCCAUCCAACUUUGGGCGUGCAGUAUUGGAAAAUAUGGAUGGGCCAGUGUUGUGCAACUGAGGAUAAAAUGAUUAAAAACACAGGUAGAUGCAUGCCAUCGAUGUGCAGGCUCUGCAGAAGAGAUUGCGAGUCUCUCAACCAUAUCACUUGGCAUUGUAGAUUUGCCAAAAGGGGUUGGUUUUGGUUAACUGGUCUCUUCAAUAUCAAUCCUAAAGAAGACCUUGUGAACUCUUACAAGGCCGCAAAGGGCCGUAGCAGGAUGAUAAAAGAUUUGUGGCUUGUGGCAAAUCUUGCCAUCACAACGGAGUUAUGGAAGACUCGGAACAGAAAUUACUUUGACAAUGCUCCGGUGACCUGGCUAGGCUUCAAAGGAAGGGUCUAUCAAAUAAUUCGAGACAAUUCUAGCCGGAUGAAAGGGCAUAUGCACAACUCUCAGGAUGACUUGAGGAUUCUAAAUUACUUCAGGGUUCAACACAGAUCUUGCAAAAUCAACAUCCCGGUGGAGAUAAGCUGGACUCCUCCUAAUCCUGAAGAAAUCUUGAUAUGCUGCGAUGGAGCCUCGUUGGGUAAUCCAGGCCAAGCAGGCUCAGGAGUAAUAUUUCGCGAUUCAAGCUCAACGGUCCUGGGAACUCUUUCUGUUGGUCUGGGCUGGCAGACAAACUUCUACGCAGAAGUAGCAGCUGUUAUCUACGGAGCAAUUGUGGUUCAGAAGUGGGACAUUAAAAAUCUCUGCAUACGUUCUGAUUCGAUGAGUUGUAUACAGGCCUUUCAGAAAAAUGAACUUCCUUGGCAGCUAAGACAAAAAUGGCUCAUGGCAAACCGCUUCUUCUCCAACAUUCGUUAUAUUCACAGCUAUAGGGAAGUCAACUUUUCUGCGGACGCCUUGGCCAAGAGAGCUUGUUUGAUAGCCGAAGACAUCUUUGAAUUUUAUGAGGGUAGGCCGGCCUUCAUUCCUUCUGUAGAAUGGCCUGGCAUUUUGUAUUAUCGUUUCAAAUAG